Molecule: messenger RNA, 5928 nt
Organism: Lates calcarifer (barramundi perch)
Lineage: Eukaryota; Metazoa; Chordata; Actinopteri; Centropomidae
Gene: znf16l
Product: zinc finger protein 16 like
Exons: 3
Coding region: 2634-4301 (555 amino acids)
Biological process (GO): regulation of transcription by RNA polymerase II
Cellular component (GO): nucleus
Molecular function (GO): DNA-binding transcription factor activity, RNA polymerase II-specific; RNA polymerase II transcription regulatory region sequence-specific DNA binding
Source: RefSeq, a predicted model, not a curated record
UUAUUGUACAGACCCAAAUUCUUUUGAGUACUAUAUUGUUUAAUUAUUAAUUCUGCCUUUUACUCCUACUCAUGCUGUAGACUGUGUGUACGAAUAUCAGUUCUUUAAUGUUUUGAAAGCUUCAGCCAUGAAAGGUUCUUAAAGUCAUUCUUCAAAAUUCAAGUGCACAGUUUUCUGGUUAAUAAUCACUCACUGAACAAAUAAAGAUCUUUCCAUGACAAACUCACUAAAUGGCCAGGGGGUGAGGGGGAUACAGGCUUAUGUUCAUUCUCUUACAUAUAGAUCAGCUGGAGUUAUCUCCCAAAUAUAAAGAGAGAACACACACUCCUUCUGUCCUAAACUUUCCCCCUCAGUUACACUCUCUGUUCCUCUCAUUGUAUGUGUGAGUUUGGUUCUGUGUAUAAUCCAGAGUGUGUGUUUCCGAACAUCCCAGGAACAGACUCAGCAUUUCCUUUCCCUCAGUCAGUUCCUGCGUCGACUCAGAGUUGCUCUAAAGUUGGAGAAGGACUCAGGAAUUUAUAACGGCAGCAAACAGACAAUCACAGGAGAGAAUCACAAGAUCUGUGACGUCUCAGCACAAAGACAUUGGCAACGCAUUCUGCAAGGUGUCUGAAAAACCUGUGUCAUAUAAUACUCUUCUCUCAUUACACUUUUUAUUACACGUAGUGCUUGUCAGAUGACAGUCUCAACAUGGUGUGAGUAUUUAGAAUAUAUCUGAAUACUGUUCUCUGACUGCUCUGCCAUCAUGAUAUAAAUGGUGUAUAAAUAUCAUAAUAUAGAGAAGAUCUGAGCUGAUGAAAAUGCUCAUGUAUCUGAGUCUGUCAUCUGAGUCCUGCACUUAAAGCAGUGAGUGCUUUGCAGACUCUUCUUGGCCUGGGCCUCAAUACAGACUGCUCUGCCUUGUUGUUGAAGGUUAUUGGGGCAGUAUGCAACCUGAAAAAAUACCUACAGAGAUUAAGCCUGAAAAAAGUUAGAUGAUUUGUGUGUAAUACAUACAUACACUGAUCAGCCACAGCAUUAAAACCACUGACAGGUGAAGUGAAUAACAUCAAUCAUCUCUUUACAAUAAACAAAGUCCUGCUGGGAAACCUUGGGGCCUGAUAUUCAUCUGGAUGUUACUUUGAUACAUGCCACCCAAUUUAACAUUGUUGUAGACCAAGCACACCUCCCCAUGGCAAACACACUCCCCAAUGGCAGGGGCCUCCCCCAGCAGCACAAUGCUCCAACCACACCAUAAAAACUGCUCAGGAAUGGCUCAAGGAACACGACAAAGAGCCCAAGGUGUUGACCUGACCUCCAAAUCCCACCAAUCCAACAUCUGUGGGAUGCAAAAAAUAUAAUCUAAAAGAGGCACAGGCAGAUAAAAAUGAAAGCGCAAGAAGCAAACUCUAUAAUAAACAUAUAUGUGCAGUUAUAUAAAAAAAGGUAUAUAAAAAAAAACAAAAAACAAAAAAAAGGUCCAUAGUGCAGGUUUAUUGUUGGGUCAGUCUGGUGUUGUACAGCCUGAUGGCUGUUGGAAUGAAUGACCUGCGGUAGCGCUCCUUCUUGCACCGCGGAUGCAGCAGUCUGUUACUGAAGGAGCUACUCAGGUCUCCCAAAGUCUCAUGCAGGGGGUGAGGGGUUGUCCAUGAUAGACGUCAGCUUGGCCAACAUCCUCCUCUCACCCACCUUCUCAGUGGAGUCCAGAGAGCAGUCCAGGACAGAGCCGGCCCGUCUGACCAGCUUAUUCAGUCUCUCCCUGUCUCUCUCUGAGGAUCCACUGCUCCAGCAGACCACUGCAUGAAAGAUGGCAGAGGCCACCACAGAGUCAUAGAAAGUCCUCAGCAGUGACCUGCACACUCCGAAGGACCUCAGUCUUCUCAGCAGGUGGAGACGACUCUGGCCCUUCUUGUACAGGGCGUUGGUGUUAUGGAGCAGCUGACAGUGAGGUCUGUAGAAGUUGCUGCACAGUGGUGAUGGGAAACAAAUCAGAAAGGAAAGCUGAAGCAAAACGUUUUCUUUAUGUGCAUAUUUCAGAAUCCUCAUCAGUUAAAAGAAUAAUAUAAUCACAACACUGAGAUAUGACUACAUUGGAUUUUUGAUGAGGAGAGGUGUGCUGUGGUUAAAUGUCACAUCCAAAAAGUAAAAUCUGCCAGUGGGAUUCAUCACAAUCUGACAACCCAGAAGUUACUGCAUCAAUGGACAGACACUGAUCAAUAUUAAACAUUAGUAAAUAAUUCAACCUAAUUAUUAAAAUUUAAAAGGGUGCCUUAUUAGAAAGUAGUAGGCUUCGAUUACACUGAUAAAAUGGUCACUCUCCUAUUGUAAAACUUUAGAGGGCGCUACUUAUGGAUACCGAUCUUCCGAAUUCAGCCAUUACUCUAACUCUGGUGUGUGUAUGUCAAGCAAAAAUAAUAUCAAAAAGACCACUUCCUUUAAUGAUUUCAAAAUAAAAGUCUGAUUGAUGAAGCUAAAUCCAGGCAAAUAUUUGACCUAAUGAUGCCUUUAUUUUGAAGAUAGAUUGCUAUGAUAUCCGGUACUACUCGUGCAAACUCUGAGAAACCUAACUACUGUCUGUCAGCAUCAUCCAAACAUUAGCUCGCUGAGUAGCUUUUAGCUAGCUAAACUCUCCAUAAACUAAGCUCAGCGAAUCUAUGAGUCGCAAAAGAAACUACAGUUUCGCUGACACGAGCCUCUCUCCUGAACUCCACGGCGCCUUCAUGGAGCCUCCCGGGUCAGCAAGCCGAGCCGACAGCGAUUUCCUGGAGCUGGAGCCCGACGAGGAGCUGCUCUGCUCGGUCAGCGACAUCACCGAGCACCUAGGCAGAAACAUCACCGUGGUGCUGGAGACAGCGCUGUCUGAGAUCCGCAAAAUGGUCAGCAUCAGGAUACGAGUCCUGAAAAUGGAGCUACGUGAAAAAACGGAAGAGAUUGAAGUGUUAAAGGCGAGACUGGAUACAGUUCAGAGGGAUGGCAGGGAGCCUUUCCCCGGCGUUACAACCACGGAACCAUCUACGGAGGCGGGCUACAAGAAACCUGAUUUCACCUCCGGAACCAAGCACAACAACGCCGACCCCAGGAGAACCAAAGCUGUCAUGCCUGGUGUGAAAAAGGAGAAUAUAGAUGCUAUUUGUGACUAUCUGAUGAAAGACAAGAACUCGAGGGGUUGUGCUGAAAUGGACGGAGACCAGAGCGGUCAAGCCAGCGGCGAGAGGGAGGCUCGCCAAGAGCAGGACCCGCACUCUCUCAGCCUGUGGCCUGACAGCGGGAUGGCUGGCUCCGGGUCUGGGCACGGAGACUCCGAGUCCACCACAGAUGACAUCUUCAGUAUGCUCCCCUCAGGCAGCAAACGGAUGUAUGACUACGAAUGGAUAGCACCAAUCGAGUAUUCCUCAGACCUCAAAGUCAUGAAGGAGUCUGAGUGUGAGAACACCCUGACUAGUGAGACGGAUAAUGAUGACAAAGAUGAGACAUCGAGGAGGGAGGAGGAUGGACUUGACCAGGCCCAGGUUCCGCUCUCACAUGUCCAGCCCUCUGACUUCUCCAUGGAGACCCAGAGCUCUUCGGUGGAGGGAGGGAGUCCCCUGGAGGUCAGCGCAGACAGGCCCGAGCCAGGUCAGCAGUUCCCCAGUCACACCUACAUCUGCUCUCUGUGUGGAACCUUCUGCCCUGACUCUGUAUUCCUGGAAGAACAUAUUAAACUGAUACACUCAGACUCUGCUGGUGCCCAGACUCUCCAGGCCCUGCAGUCCACCUCCUCUUCUGCACCCAGCAUGGGGCAUGGCAGCAGUGACUCCAGAAGGGGUGAGGGAGGGCAGAACGAGGAUGGCACAAGACCGGGGGCUGGUAUCGGCAUCAGUCGGGGAGGAGGCCUUGUGAAAAAGGAGAUUAAAAUUGAGGGGGGGUAUGAAUGUGGAGACUGUGGCCGCCAUUUUAACUACCUUGGCAAUCUGCGGCAGCACCAGCGUAUACACACUGGGGAGAAGCCCUUCAUGUGUCCAGAGUGUGGGGAGAGGUUCCGCCAUGCAGCCCGGUUAAAGAGCCACAGGCUAGUGCACAGCGGAGCCCAGAGCCCCUUCCCCUGCCCCCAGUGUGGCAAAGGUUUCUCAGUGCUGUCUGGACUCAAGAGACACCAACGGGUGCACACUGGUGAGAGCCCAUACGCCUGUCCUCAGUGUGGUCGACGUUUUAAGGAGCUCGGGAACCUGUACACUCACCAGAGGAUCCACAGCGGUGCCACACCUUACUGCUGCCAGCAGUGUGGGCGCAGCUUCCGCCAUCUGGGAACUUACAAGAGCCACCGCUGCACCCCAGCACAGUAACCAGUCUGGCUGCUACGCUCUCUACGCUCUCACUAACCACUGAUACCAUGAAAUAUAAAAGCACGUGGUGCUGACUUUGAGGUGUGUGUCUUCAUUGUGUGGCUGUCUGAUGUCACUGUAGGAGGUGCUGCUCAUGUAGAGAACCAGGCUGGUUUUCAUAAGAUGCUGCCCAAGCUUUCAUAUUCUGCUGCAUUCAUGGCAUUUCUCCUCAGGCAUCAAGCAACACUGUGUUGUUGAGUUUGAACGUUCAUUCUAGACUGUGGAAACAGCAGCCAAAGUCUCAACUCAAGAUCCAGAUCCUUGUUUGUUAAAAAGCUUUCAAUGAUAGCUUACAGUCCUCAUCAGCAGAUAGAGUUUGCUCAGUUAUCAAAAGUUCAGUUCAGUUCAGGUGAAUUUUAUUUAUAUAGUAUCAGAAUCACAACAGAAGUUAUCUCAAGCCACUUUUCAUACAGAGCCAGUCUAGACCAUACUUUAAUACUAUAAUAUUCACAAAGGGAGACCCAACAGUUCCCACUAUGAGCAAGCACAAGGUGACAAUGGGAAGGGAAAACUUCCUUUUAAGAGGCAGAAACUUCCAGCAGAACCAGACUCAGGGUGGGCGGUCAGAAAUCUUUGAGCACCUACAGUUCUGUUAAAACUGAGAAAACUCCAUCUGCUCAAACCUGAGUUGAGUUAGUUUUGUUUAAGAGCUGUAUCAAGACAGAGUAUUCAGUACUAGCAGUAAGAGGUGUUUGGUGGAUCCCGGUCCACAACCAAGGAGGAGGACCUUCCCUUUUUUGAACUGGACUGCAUCAAUGCUGACGACAAAGGACUGUUACAGUGGUUUUGCAUGUUUCAGCCCAUUUCCAUUCAUUUUGAUAUACUUUAAAGGAUAAAUCCAGUUUACCAUAAUUCACAAUUCUUGACAUAUCUUUUUUCCAUCAUUUCCAAAAUGCAUGAACACUGUGCAAAAAUACAAAUCCAUCAAACAAUUAGUCAGGAAACAGUUUAUCCACAGUAUCAAACUGAGAUAAGGUUAGGUUCUGUUAGCCCUGUCACCCCCUGAUUCACUAAGUUUCAGCACAAACAAGUCUUUAUUUAACCUUUUAUCUCUUUUUUUGCUGUGACCAAGGACCAGCACUACAAAAAACAAUAACAACAAAAAAAUCAUACAACAAGGAAAAAAGAAAGAAAGAAUGUUAAAAACAGUAAGUUACAUUCAUCUGGAGCUUGGUGAAAUACAACAGAGAAAGCAUUUGAAUAGAUGUAGGUCUAGAUGAAUCCAUUUAUUGGUUUGCUCCUUGAUCUACUGAGCCUCCAGUAGACCUGUCAUGACCCAACUCUGGAGACGGAUGGAUCUGUAAGAGGAACACUGGGACAUCGUCACCUACAUGUGGACUAUCUGUGUAACUGCAACAAAAAAGAUGUGGGUCAUACAGCACUGCUGAUUGUCUUUCAUCAUGAUACUGUUUGGUGCUAUGUGUAGAGCAGAAAGUUUAUCAUAUAAUUUUUAACCAGUGUAAUCUAAUGUUACAGACUAUAUAUUGGUUAUUUUAUAUGUUUGCCUGUAUGACAACUAUUAAAUUCUGUGAUGAUAGAAAAAAACAUACUUGAAGGAAAAUAAAAUGCCAAGUGUCUGGUGGGUUUA